CAUCCACUUCCUGGGUCAAUGCUUUACACCAGUAUAUAGUCCUUUUUAUUUUCCCCACCUUUUUGCCGAGCCGCAUUAUUGUAUAUCAUCACUAUAUCACUACAUUACGACAUAGGCGUUUCUCUGCAAGCCAGCCACUGCUGCACUAUUGCGCACAUUGCUGCCCAUUGACAUUACAUCGAUUCAGCACAUUUAUACGCAACUAGUUCCGGGCACAUUUUCUCUCCUUGCUGCAAAACACCCUGCCUUUUUCUCCUCGCGGCACAUCUACAUCGCUUAUUCCACUUUCUUACCGUAGAUGCAUAUUUGGCUGCUUUACUGCGUUGGAUUUUUCAAAAGGUAAUCAUACAUGGCAAUGUCGCUCUUUACAAACGCCCGCAACACCCUCUGCCGGCGGCGUACCGAUGGCAAGCCCAAAAACAUGGGGGUACUGGUGGUCUUCUGUUCAUUCCUGGUCUUGAGCCUUGGUCCUGGGAUGCUCAAUGCCUUUGGUGUCUACGAAGAGGAGUACGACCGGCUGUAUGACAGCAAAGACGAGGACUACGAGAAAUGGCCGCUGGGCUCUCCAGUAAUCUUCAUUGGCGUCCUGCAGAUUCUGCUUGCCCAAGGCAUGGGGUUCAUUGGCGGCCGUGCAGCGCAGCGGUUCGGGCCAGGCCCUACAGUAUUUAUCGGUGGCAUUCUGAUAAGCCUGGGGCUGUUUAGCGCCAGCUAUGCCAAGCAGGUGUGGCAGUUAUGCCUGACCCAAGGCGUUGUGUUUGGCACAGGCGUGAUGCUGACGUGGAUUCCAGCAGCAUCAGCGCCGUCGUCCUGGUUCACCAAAAACAAGGGUCUGGCAACAGGAAUCACGCACAUGGGUCUUGGAAUCGGCGGGCUGGUAUUUUCGCCGCUCACCCGGUUCCUGCUCGAAAGGACGGGCACCAGCGGGUCACUGCGCUGGCUCUCCUUGGUGGCUCUGAUUGGCGUGACACUGGCGAGCCUAGGCGUGCACAGCAAGAAGCAUGAGCGGGUGAGUGACCUGGUUAUCUCGAGCGUGCGCUGGUCGAAGCGCCUGGAAUCCGAGUUCGAAUGUCUGCCUGAGGACGGGUUUGACUCGGACCAAGAGGUCGACUACCCGCAAUACUGCCGGCAGUCGCGCAUGCUUCUGUGCGGCGACACAAUGCGGAACAGCGAGGAAGGUGGUGGUGGAGAGAUAUUACCGCCGAGGGAGAAAUCUCAGAGGUUCUAGAACCGAAAUUCAGCACACCGCGCCCAGCAAAGAUCCACCACGACGACACAGCCGUAGGCAUUGAUGAUUUGGAUGCCGAGGCUUCGUCCUCUUCGUCCGAGGAUGAAGACCUGCUUGCAGUGAAGAGCAAGG
This is a messenger RNA of Linderina pennispora, 1357 nucleotides long. RefSeq lists its product as uncharacterized. The record is from RefSeq and is a predicted model, not a curated record. Lineage: Eukaryota; Fungi; Kickxellomycota; Kickxellomycetes; Kickxellales; Kickxellaceae. Gene Ontology annotation, biological process: transmembrane transport. The transcript has a single exon. Gene Ontology annotation, molecular function: transmembrane transporter activity. The coding region runs from base 350 to 1225 and encodes 291 amino acids.